ACUCACUUCUGUGGCCCCUCCUCGCUCACCACCAAAAACUACAUACGGUACUAUGGUCACCUCCACACCAAACACUACACCAAGUCAACAAGACAGACUCCACAAAAUUAGCCAGGAUGGAUCCCCAGAUGCUUUCUUUGCCAACGGAAAGUGAAGAUGAUGUGUACAGAAGAAAAACCACACGGAUUCGUAAAAAAGUUGCAGAAGUCGAGGAAGAAUGUGAGAAGCUUGCCGUGAAAAUUUAUACUGCAAAACGAAACAUUCAGCGGUUCCGUUUGGAGCAGCAGUUGUUAAUGAACGAACUCGAAAGUCGGAAUGUUCCCUUAUCGGCACAUCAACACACAACGGUAAAAACGGAGGAACAGAUUUAAAAAAAAAGGGCCCCUUUCAUAGUCACUAAAUCGUAAAAUGCACACUAGAACGCACCCCAGAUUUCUUUUCUUGUAAGGGACGAGACUGAAACAAUGUCGAGAACUUGGCUCUACAUGAGACGAAAGUCCACCUGUUUGAAUAACAGUUAGCGCAUCCAUUUUUGCAUUAGUGCGAACCUAAACCCUUAAGACUUACCGCUAUACUUAACACAGCGACGACAACCAAAACUGUCAACAGAAGCACCAGAAUCCACUCGAGUGAUUCGUCGUGAGUGUGUGUAAUCUGCUCUUUCAGCAUAGACAGGAGGUCUCCAAUCACCUCUACUCGCUGAUUUAACAAGGCUACGCGCUGAUUAAUCUCAAGGUAAGACCGUGCAGCAGAAUAAAUUGGUUCAAGAUGUGGCUCUGUCCACAUCAGCUCUGGGCUAUCCAACACACUACCUUGUAAGUUGAUGUUGAUUCGGAGGAUGAAUAGUUGUCCCACUGCCAUCAUAAUUUCUUCUCGACGAAGCAUGACCCUGCCGGACUCGGCAAUAUACUGAGGAAUAUCUUUCAUAGCAUCAAUCGUUUCAUUCACCAAUUCUUCAAAAAGAGAUAUCUAUUGCAGGCGCAUGUGUGUGAGAAUGUGGCCCGAAAACAUAAAAAGCGUAUAAACAGCUCCACGUUCGUCGAGCAAAAAAAGUGUGUACAUACCUUUACCGAUUGAGCAAUUGCGUGCGAAAUGGACAACCGCACCAUAUAGGUAGAUGUUUCUCUGAGCGCAAUAAAAUCGUUAAAUAUCUGUUGAGCAACAAAGUUAGUACUUGGAAACGGCCAUUACCAAAGCAGACAACAAAACUCACUCUAGGUUGAUACAGGGUUGUAAUAU
This is a messenger RNA of Schizosaccharomyces japonicus yFS275, 1239 nucleotides long. RefSeq lists its product as hypothetical. Lineage: Eukaryota; Fungi; Ascomycota; Schizosaccharomycetes; Schizosaccharomycetales; Schizosaccharomycetaceae. The coding region runs from base 117 to 371 and encodes 84 amino acids. The transcript has 3 exons. Gene Ontology annotation, cellular component: nucleus; Ino80 complex. Gene Ontology annotation, biological process: chromatin remodeling. The record is from RefSeq and is a predicted model, not a curated record.